AUGCCAAAACCAAACUUUUUCAGAAGAUUGUUGGGCAAAAAAGAACGGGAUGAAUCUGAUGAAUACGAGGAGGUAAAGUUUUUUACUGUCACUUGCUUAUGUUAGUAGGAUUUUGAAGAGUUUUACUUGGAAAAACAAGUUUAAAGGUUUUAAGUAGAAAAAAAAUCAAAUUUUGGGUAUUUUUUUUGAAAAAUCAGCUUCAAUAUUUAUAAGAAAAGCUAUGAAUUUUAAACUCAAAAACAUUGUUUUUCGCAUUUUUUUUGUAAAAUACGAUAUACUUAGUAAAUUCAUUUACAAAUUAUUAUUCUAGGACCAACCCCAUCAUUCCCGUCGCCGCACCACCCAUCGAGUAAAUCAAAGUUUUAUGAUGCCAGAACGAAGCGAGAACUAUUCCCGAGAAAUCAACCCAUAUCACACGAAUAAGGUCGUACAGUAUCGAAAAGGCACCAGAAGUUGUGUCGCUGGGCGUCUCGACGAUCCCACCUCGGAUUCGGAUGAAGAUGCCGCUUCAGUCCAUACCGAAGUCAAAAGCUAUCGUUCAUCGAAACGACACGGAAAGAGCGGUCGAAAAGUAAUGGACGUCGAGGAGAGAGUGCCGAAACAAUACCUGAGAGAGAUGCAUGUUAAUCACCGUGCGCAGCGUAGAGAGUUUUUGGAUGAUGAAGUUGCGUGGGGACAGAAUAGAAUUGAGGUAAGGUUUAGAAGGUUUAAAAAUGUUUUUUUGGUUGUACUGGAAGUUUUUGUAGAUGUACUGGAGAGGAUAAACAGAAAGUUUUUACACAAAUUGUAAAAAGGUAUUGAUUUGACAUUUUAUUGGCGGGAAAAUGGUCAAGAUGUCCAGAGAAUUAAAAAAAAAGUUAUUUUAAGAAGCCCGAUUUGAGUCAACAGAAUUUUAAAGUUCCUAGUAGCUUGUAUAAAAAGUAAUGAGCUAGUGAAUUCCACCUCGCUAUAAAAAUCGUUAUUUAUUAUGUUUAAAAGAAUAUUUAUGCUAUUCUAAGUAUGUUAUGAAUACAAUAUUAAUAAAAAACGAAUUUUAGCAAUUGGAAAAGAAGGUAGAAACAACCUCGGAUCAGCUAUACAGAAUGACAAACAAAUGGAUGUACGAAAAUAACCGUUAUAACGAGUUGAAUGACAAGUAUCAUAGAAUCAAAGAGAAAUACAUCUUACUGAAACAAAAGCACGAGGAUUUGGUAGGUUUUAAAAUUUAUCUACUAUGUUUUUGAUUUUUUUUGGGGCGGGGGCGUAAAAAUUUGUUUGGGCUGAACUAUGUAUUUUAAAAACAAAUAGAUCUGAAAGUCUACUAGGCCCGGCUUUGGCUUGUGCUAAACUAGGCCGGGCUGAGUUGUCCCUUCCUUAUUUACGGCACAGAAUUUUUAUCAUCAAUGAUUAACCCAAUAAUAAUCAUGCCAUUUCAGCAGAACAGUAUGAUAAUGCAUCAGCCUCUCCAACCACCUCCCUUCAUGAAUCCUCAAAUUCAAGGCACUCCGAACAGCUACAACUUCUCACUAAUGAAUCAGCGCUCUGCUAGUCUACUAACCAGCCCAGUCCGACCAAUGCCUCCUCAUAUACCUAACUUGAGCAAAUUUGAAGGCGAAAUGGAUGAAGUCAAGCACUUCCGAGGUGCGUCAGGUGGAGCUCGAGAAACGUUGAUGAGCGAAGCCAGUACCUCGAGAGUCUCGAAUCCAUCGCCAGCUCCAGAAGUGGCACGAACUGAGAGUUUGAUGAGUAUCGAGAUUGAAACUCCGGAAAUUCCGGCCGAUGAUGAAUAUAAUGAUAAGGAAUUCAAUAACUUUAAAGUGCCGAAAGGCAGAAGUUGCCGUACUAAUGAGUAUGAAGUGCCACGAAGCUCACGAGCUGUGAUUCAUCUUGAUACCGCUAGAGGGCAGUUGGAUAUGACUACUGGGAGGGAAGCUAUGGCUGAUGAUACCUUCUCUAGAAGGUCAGAAUCCACUUCAAGAAGGCAAGAAGCUAUUUCAAAAAGACUAGAUAAAACAUCAGCAGCUCUAGAUGAAACUGAACCUUUUGAAGAUUUCAAAGAAAAUUUUAAAGCAGCAAAGAUUGUGAAAAAAGAACGCCAAGACGAGGGCUACAGCACAGAAGAAGCCCAACGAUCUAUCAAAGCCUUUGAUGUAUCCAUGUUUAGACAAAACAAAGUACCACGCAAAAUCAUGAGGGCUAGUAGUCGAUGA
Messenger RNA from Bursaphelenchus okinawaensis, 2189 nucleotides. The record is from the annotation of a GenBank genome assembly. Lineage: Eukaryota; Metazoa; Nematoda; Chromadorea; Rhabditida; Aphelenchoididae.